Oncorhynchus mykiss (rainbow trout) is the source of this 7599-nucleotide messenger RNA. RefSeq lists its product as uncharacterized. The record is from RefSeq and is a predicted model, not a curated record. Lineage: Eukaryota; Metazoa; Chordata; Actinopteri; Salmoniformes; Salmonidae.
ACUGCGCAAUUGAUUGUGCACCGCUACGUUAUCAAAGAGAGUAGCAUCAAGUAGAUUAGCAUGUAGACCUAAAAUCGCACUCUGUGACGAAGGUUUGACCCCAGCCUUUGCCAAUGUAGCUGACAUGUCAUCCGAAAUGUCACUCGAGCGUUAAACAGACAACUGUCGUCGAGUGAAGCGGUGAAGAGCAACAACUCCAUGUGCUGAUUACGGACGUCGGAAUAUACAACAGAGAGUGCACUGGGGAUUUCGAGGGCGACUAGACGGACCCCCUCUCACUCUCCCUCCCUCAUUCCAGUCUCUCCCUCGCGCAAAGUUUUCCGUCCUGUGACAGGAUAACAUCGCUAACAAAGAGCAUUUCUGGCAGUAAGAAACCGCACAAAUGGAAGCAGUUGAGAAAACUCUCACUUACCGAGACGACACCGGACCUUAUAGAAAGCUGCUUCCUGGAAAUGAAGACAAAAACCAGUGCAACACUAAGGCAAAAAGUGACGAAUCCAAUUAUGUUGAUUUGGAUGAUUUACUUGAUAUGAAUUCAGAGUGCACAAAAACUGUUAAAGUGACUUUCACCGGUGACGGUAACCAGCUUGCAGUUUUCAAAUGCAACAGUGAUACGUCCGGAGAGAGGAGCCCCGGGGUUCGCGAGAUUGAUGACAAUGUGGAUCAAAUCUAUGAGGAAACAUCGAAGGACAGGUGGGCAGAUAGGCCUGUCUUGGAAGACCCCCCCAUGGACACUUAUUUGACAGAAUUUAACAGAAAUGUGGACUUGGGGAAUGACAAUACGACAGAAUCCCAGAGCGAAAUUGUGCCUCGUGAUUAUAAUGUCCCUAGCGAGUGUGAGGAGUUACAAUACACAGACAUGUAUUUGAACAGUAAAACCGAAUCGGACGACGGUGAGAGCGUAGUAUUGUCAGACCAUUGUGCGCCUGAUACGGUGAUGGACGAAUCGCACUACAUUACAACGCACGAAAUCCAACUGACAGAGCUUGACCAUGAUGUCGAUUAUGAUUUUGGACGGGGAAACUGUUGGGAUAUUGAGGACGAUAAUCUGGUUUAUUCAUUUGUGGAUUAUGCCUCUUUUGAAAGCGAUGAAACAACGGAGGAAACUUUGAUAGGCCUAGUGGAUGGUAGGAGCCAGGCGAAAGUAAAAAGCAGCAAGGCGCAAUGUAAUGUGCACCAACGUGUUUCUGGUUGUGCAGUUGUCAGCACUGAGAGUGAGUUUUGUGACUCUGACAAAUGCCCCAGCUCAGAUGAAAGCAUUUGUAAAAAACAAAACAGUUGUGGGAAUUCGGCGGGGCAAAUUCACCUGUCAAUCAAGACGUCAUCAAGAGCAAUAAACGACUCUAACAAUAUCAUUGAGAAUGAAAACAUUUGUUAUAAUACCAAGCACAUGGGAAACAGGAGUCACUUCUUUUUUACAAGCACUGACGCCAGAGCUGAAGCCUUGUGCGAUAGAUCCCAAUAUUUUAUCCCAGCCCCGGGACGUCAACACUUUGCAACUAAAUUAAGAGGGAAAGAUGUUAACGAAUAUUCCAGCGGUGCGUCAAGUUCGAUUAGUGAACUGGACGACGCUGAUAAAGAAGUGCGUAAUUUAACCGCCAAAUCAUUUAGGAGUUUAGCAUGUCCCUAUUUCGAUGCUAUAAAUUUGAGCACUUCAAGUGAGUCUUCAAUGUCAGAAAAUGGGCUUGGCUUAAACAAGUGGUCAGCUUUCGUUGACCUUAAAUAUGGUAAUAUGUCACAUGGCAGAGAGCAAAAUCUAAUCGCCCAUAAGAGUGCAACUGCAACUUUUGAAAUGAACAAGAACGCAGACUAUAAGAGUAUACAUGGUAUUGCCAUAAGCAACAAGAAAGUACCCCAAACCAAGAUGUUUUCUUUGAAUACAAAAAUAUCUAGUCCACAACAUGCAUCUUCCUCUACCCAAAACGUAGAGCUUACAGGCCCAUUUGAACCAGGCAGUGAGGUUAUCACUUUGACAAAGACAUUGAAUUUUCGCUGUAAUGUUGAAGCGGGGUCACCUGAACCCGGGAAGUCUCCCAAAUAUUCAGAAAAUGUGUCAGGAGCACGUUCCAUGGAUGAAGUUACCGGCACCUUGCCAGCCAAGCCAGGAUAUGAAGUGAGCUACCAACACAGUGACGCGGGUGAUAGCAUGGAAGGCACACAUAAGAAUGCAAGUUUCGCAUCAAGUCUCUUAAAAAAUGUAAUUUCCAAAAAAAUGCAAUUUGAACAGGAGCGUAAGAUGGAGAGGGGGGAGAUACGGGACACGCAUCCCACGCACUCCCCAUGCUUUCAAUGCAAGGAUAAUGAUGGGAUAAGGGAGAGGGAUACAGAGAGAGGCGUGCAUAGUCAAUCCACAAAAUCGGGUUCGGGAUACACAAGCAAUUAUUCGGAUGAACAAGGGGCUGUGGACAGUAGACCUAAUUCUUGUGACCCCAAGGAAGAGCGUACAAGAACAUUAGCAAGCUUUCAGCCCAUAAAUGAGGCAAGACUAGAUUCUCAAAGGGAUGCAUGCGAGCCGACAAGAGGAUCCCUGAGCCAUAGCCAAAACAGCGCAUUCAAAUCAUGGAGGGAUGGUGAGCCAGAGCCCCAAGAUGAACAUGAAAUUCGUACCGUUUUAGAUGGGACACACUCCACAACAGAUAACACGGGGGAAAGGGAGUUAGACACGAGGUCUGUAAGUAGCAAGCUAACUAAAUUGUCACACUUGUUUGUUCCAAGUUCCCAUCGUCUCCCUAAAGAUACGGAAUUGAAAGAACAGGUGUCAGACAGUACUUUACUCGGUGCGCAAAAAGAGCAACAGGGGGACAGAGAGAGAAAGUUAAGACCUGACAACAAUGCAGGAAUCGUGAAAGGGUCAAAGGCACCCGAGAUAAAAAUACGCCUGAGGAGCGUAAAAGAAAACAAAUGCAAUCCGCUAAAUAUUGACAACUUGUUAACCCCUAAUAUAAGUUAUCCAAUAAAGUCAGCAGGUGACUCCAAAUGUCAGGUGCUGCCAGCGUCAGACAGAGUGCCACACUUUACGGUUAGGGAUAUAAGAGACAAUAAGUGCAAGUUUCAGACGCCAAUUCAUCAGGUAAGAGACGUACGUAAAUUGGUCAAGAGUUCAUAUCGUUUAGUCUCAGUGGAUAACAGCGAGAGUAAAGGCGCAGUCGCCCCUGCAACUGCCUCAUUACGCGAAGAUAAUAAAGCUUCUAAGAAACUACCCGGUAAAAAAUCGCCUCCCUCUUCAAUUGUAAUAAAAUGUCAGUCUGUAAAUACAAAUAGCAGUACUAAACAAGGUGUGCUUGUAACCGAGGCUCCAAAGCAGAGACAAAUUGAGAACGAUAGGUCAUCCCCAAAACCAUCUCCAGACUGUGCCAAAAAUGAACCCACGUCGCUGCACAGGGCGACGGGCAGACCUCCAAUUGGCUUCGCUAAACACCCCAACACAGAUCAGUCCGAGGCUAAACAGAAGCAGGAAAAAAUGGUCGAGGCAGGUGAACGCAAACCGGAGUCGAAAAUACCAAAACAGGUGGCGUUAGAGAAACUAAAGGCGGCCGUUAAAACAAUGGAACAGCUUUAUGUUUUUGACAGAAAUGAAUGGAAGCGCAAGAGCCAGGCUCCCUGGCCUAUUACAGACAGUCAUGUUCUGCCACUCAUUGCUAAAGAGGAGCAUGGUGGCCCGGAGGAGCUAGGUUCAGCAGGUGACAGAGAGAGGCUUAUUACAGAGACAAACACAGACAGGUUGCCAGAAACAUGCAACAUUCAAGAAGAGAAAGGUUGUCUAAGAAUAAUCCAUGUCCCAUUCACAAAGAACACAUUUAAAACCCAGUCACAACAAAGUAAAAUGUUUAGCAACAAAAGUGUGUUUCAUUUGGGGAACAGCAUUAAGACAGCUGUCAGUAGCAGCAGCUUUGCUAGUAGGAAUGGGCCACAACCCUGUUCUCCAUCACAUGCAACCUCUAUGGUGAAAAGCAUUAGCACUAAGACCCCGAAAGCUCCACUCUCAUUGAAAAUAUGCCCCUCAAAACGAGCGCUGGAGGACAGGGGAAGGUUCAAAAGCAGCUCCACCACAGAGACAACACCACAGCCCAUCAAAUCUGGCAACCCAGACUCUGAAAACUACUUAACAAUACCUGUAGAAGGCCGGUGUGUCGGUCAAGUGAAACUGCCCAUUCAAGAGCAGAUAUUCCCAAGCAGCCCUGCUGCCAGUCAACCUGGCAUCACCGACACCAAGAGAUCCGAGCAUAAUUCUAUCCAGUUUCUCAAACGGUCCCCUGUUGUCAUGGAGACGCGGCCCCCGGAUACCCCCACCAUCCCCACUACCGCCACCAUCUACCACCACUCUCUACCAGUGGUCAAGCAAGGAGCCCCCCAGCCGCAGGUGUUCUGCUUCUCCCCGUCCAUUGCCCCCUUGCCCACAACCCCUUCGGGGGGAAACCCCUUCCAGCCUACCCAGAGGAAGAUGCUCUUUGAUCCCACCACCGGACAGUACUACCUGGUGGACACUCCGAGUGAGCCAGUCACCCGGCGUCUCUUCGACCCUGAGACGGGCCAGUAUGUGGACGUGCCCAUGCCUAUGCCUAUGCCACAGCUGCAGCCAGUGACCCCCAUGUCGGUGUCCCCCCUGGCGCUGAACACGGGAGGGGUGUACUCACCCAACUACAUGAUCUACCCGGGGUUCCUCUCACCCAUACUUCCUGCACAGACAGUGAUGACACCCCAGGUCGCAUCCUGCGUGGCAUCCCAAUUGGACGACGAGAGCGGGAAUACUGCUCACAGGAAAUACACCCUGGUGCGUGGGGGGGGACAGGAGGGUAACAUGCCGGGGGCAGAGAGCCCCUACUACAGUGCUACUGGAGGGUCAGUGCCAGCAUCAGUGCCCGUCACCUUGGGCCACCACGUCACCACCCGGGGGAGUGCGGCCUUGUCAGAAGGGAAACCACCGGUCAUCAGCAUCACGUCCCAGCAACGCCCGAGAAUCAUUGCACCACCCUCCUUCGAUGGGACGACCAUGAGCUUUGUGGUGGAGCAUCGGUAACCACCAAGGGAAUAUACACAGAGUGCUUCUUGAGGAGCCUGUCCUGUGAUAAGUAGAUGUUUCAUGGUAAUCUUCUCACACCCUUCUUCGCACCCAGUCCACCAAAUUCCACCUGAACCCACAAUGUUUCCAAGCCCAACCACCUGCCACCAUCACCGCCCCAUCCAACCCUAUCCUGCCGGUGGUCUUUGCAGCACGUCUGUAUCUGUAAAGCUAUGCUUCAUGCCUACCACUUGUUUGUAAGGUAGCUAAUUGCUUUGUAAAAGUGCUUUCAGAUCUGUAUUUAGAUUACAGAACAUUCCUUUUGUUCAAAAGCAAUUGGAUUCAGGCACUGCAAUAUUGUGAUUCAAAAGGAAAUAAUGUAGACUGUUUUCCAAUUAAGAUUCUAUAAAAGUUACACACGUGCGCGUGUGCGUGCGCGAGUGUGAUUGUCCCAACAAAAAUAUUUAAUCAGUAGACGUACAAUAGACCCUAUUACACCAUACAUUGGAAAACAUUUGCAUUUGCAGGGGGGUUAAUUCUAAUUCAAUGCAUCAUAUAGAUUGAAAAUCCAAUCCAGGAAUUAUUUUUAAUGAGGGAGUUUUUUAUUCUCUAAACUGAGGCGUUUCCUUUUUCUCUUGGCUCUUUGGUGACCUGGAGAAGUAGUAACAAGAUCACACUUCUAGCUGCACCCUUUGUUUCCUCCUUUUGCAGCUAAUAGCCACACAGUUAUUGGAUUGUAUGAUUUGAUGUGCUUUUAUAUGACAUUCGUAUGGCACUCUCCUUGUAUGCAAAUACUAUGAUGAUAGACUUAAGAGAAACACACUAAGUGUGUUGCUGAGAAAAGCUGGAGCCCUGGGACCUGCCACAUAUUUAGUGGUUGUUUAGAGUCAGAGGUUGGCUAUAUAGUAUAUUUGGGGCAAAUGUUUCCCAAGUUGCUUUACUGUAUGCUUAGGGGAGCCAGCUAUAGUUGAGACAUUUUAUGGGAUAACCUCCUCUAUAGGUUUUGGCUAACUUUUACACUCACGUGUAAAAGGACAAUGACAUGGGUUAGGGUUAGUGUGUGUAUGUACUGUAUGUGUUUAGUAAUUGUGAGGUAUUAUGCAUUAUGUGAACAGACAACAGGCUAGCGUGUUACAGAAGAACUCAGAUAAAUUAGAAAUGCAUCAGUCGAUCAUUCAUUCAUACAUAAGCAUUUUUUAUUUAAGAUUUCACAAUGUUUUGGGUGGUUACCUACUUGUAGACAGGAACAGGAACAGGAACGGGAAAGGAAUUGUCUUUCCCUUUGAUCCUUUUCUUAAAUGGCAAUUGUUUAAAAAAUAGUGGGUACUGCUAUUUCAUGCCCAUUCUGAAUACCAAUUGUAAAAAAUGCUUAUAUUCAUAUUCAAUCAGGACCAGUGUUGGGGUGAAUUCAAAUUUGAAUUCAGUCAUUUCAGGUUAUGAUUUGAAAUCAAAUUAAUUCAUUGAAAAUUGCUCAUUAUUAAAACAAAUUGGUAUGUGGACUUUUACAUUUAUUAAUACAAUUUCAGCUCACACCAGGGAUGAAUGAGCUAACAUGAAAUUGACUCCAAAUUUAAAAAAAUAUACUAAUCUCUUUCUUUCCUUUUGAACAAUGUUGCAGUGCAACAAUAGACACUCACGCUUAGAGCAAUGGUGCUUUCUUCAGUUUUCAUUUAUUUUUUAAGUUCCAUGUUUGAAUAUGCAUAUUGUAGGUUGCUGUUUUUCUUGUUUUACACAUUAGAAAAUGCAUUAAAAGGUAUUUUCAGCUGCUGGUCAGUCUUUGAACCUGAAAAAUAUAUUUGAGUUUUCUGUCUGUGACAACGCACUGUAUAAAAAAGUAACCUGUGAGUUGAUUCCACUGUGGAAGAAAGUAUAGUCACAGUACAACCCACUGGGCCAUGGAUCUAUAACAUUAAAAAAAUGUUCACCUGUUACAAAAGGGUGGAUUAAAUUGACUAACGGUAUUUCAGCUUUAUCAUGCAAACAUUUGGAUUCAAACGUCAAACAUGAUAACUUUCAAAAUGUCAAACCAGAGAAGACAAUUUAUUUGUAUUUUUAUUUUACAUAUCAUUUCUUGUGUUGUUGGUUUUUAUGAAAUGGUUCAUAUACUGUGGUAUGUAAACUGAAUUUCCUUCUUAAGGGUGUGUAAUUGCUGUUGGGCACAUUAGUGCACUUGGCAGGCUAGAUACAUUAUUUUAUUCACCAACCAAAAGCAGUGCAUACUGUAACAGUUGAAGAUUGGUUGAUGAUGUUUCUUGUCCUUCAAAAGGAAAUUUGUUACGCAUUAAUCCUGAUGAAUUAUUGAAUAGUAGAAUGAAGUCUAAUUGAAUCCUGACACAAAGUAGCACAUUCUACUGAACAGUACAUUCACACUACUUACAGUGCCUUCAGAAAGAAUGGACUUUUCCAAAAUGUUUGUUGUGUUACAGCCUGCAUUUAAAAUAGAUUAAUUUGAGGUUUUGUGUCACACACAAUAGCUCAUAAUGUCAAAGUGGAAUUAUGUUUUUAGAAAUGUUAUUUUUUUAUUUUAUUAUUGUCAAUUACAUGGCUCACUCUGUGUGCAAUAAUAGUGUUUAACAUGAUUGUUUGAAUGACUACAUCCU